AUGGAGACUUUGAUGGAUCAAGAGGCCCGCGAUACCGCGCCCAAGGCCUUGGCUCAUCUUGACACUAGCAUAACUCAAUCCAGAAGCUUCCAUUGGCCUGAACGCGGCCCAUUCAAGAACUUGGAGAGCAAGCUCAAGCGGCUAAAGAGAAAUGGAAACUUUCCUCUUCUGCGCGCGCUCAACUUUGCCGACCUAGACCCGCUCUCUACCUAUAUAUACUUGCUUUUAGCCUCUUGGACCUUGUUAGUGGGCGGUUUUGAGUCCCACGUUUUAUUCGACUCUGGAGCAUCGAAUUGCUUCAUUACACCGGAGCGUGCCGAGAAGAGUGGCAUCCGGAGUAGCGCGGGCGAGAGCGCGGGCAUGGUCAAGGUGGCGGGAGGUGGAUUCUUGUCUACUUUGGGCCGUGCUAGAGGAGUCGAGAUCGAGAUUGCGGGGCAGUCAAUGCCAGCAGACUUAGUCAUCAGUCCGGUGGAGCUGUAUGACGUUAUUCUCGGGAUGGACUGGUUGUCACACUACAGAGUUCAUCUGGAUUGCUACAGAGGUAGAGUGGUCUUCGAGCGAGAUGCAGGGAGGUUGGUUUAUCAGGGAGUGAGACCGACUUCCGGGAGUAUUGUGAUAUCUGCUAUUCAGGCCGAGCAGUUGUUAGAGCGGGGCUGUGAGGCGUAUCUGGCGACGAUUUCUAUGUCUGAGUCAGGAGCUGGAGUUGUUAUGGGAGAUAUUGAGGUUGUCCAGGAUUUUGAGGAUGUCUUUCAGUCACUGAAGGGAUUACCACCAUCUCGGUCUGAUCCUUUCACGAUUGAGUUAGAGCCGGGGACAGCACCGAUAUCGAAGACGCCUUACAGGAUGGCGCCAGCUGAGUUGGCAGAGCUGAAGAAGCAGAUAGAGGACCUUUUGUCUAAGGGGUUCAUUCGACCAAGUGUUUCACCGUGGGGAGCACCGGUGUUGUUUGUGAAGAAGAAGGAUGGCAGUUUCAGACUUUGUAUCGAUUACAGAGGUCUUAACCGAGUCACUGUGAAGAACAGGUACCCACUCCCGAGGAUUGAUGAGUUGUUGGAUCAGUUGAGGGGUGCUACUUGGUUCUCCAAGAUUGACUUGGCAUCGGGGUAUCAUCAGAUCCCGAUAGAUGAGGCAGAUGUCAGGAAGACUGCUUUCAGGACGCGUUAUGGGCAUUUUGAGUUUGUGGUUAUGCCUUUCGGUUUGACUAACGCGCCGGCAGCCUUCAUGAGAUUGAUGAACGACGUGUUCAGGGAGUAUUUGGACGUGUUCGUCAUCAUUUUCAUUGAUGAUAUUCUGGUAUACUCGAGGAGUCAGGAGGAGCAUGCGACUCACUUGAGGUUGGUUCUGGAGAAGCUUCGGGAGCAGAAGCUUUUUGCUAAGUUGAGCAAGUGCAGUUUCUGGCAGCGAGAGAUGGGAUUUCUUGGCCACAUUGUUUCUGCAGAGGGAGUUUCUGUGGAUCCGGCUAAGAUUGAGGCUAUCAGAGAUUGGCCUAGACCUAGUAGUGCCACCGAGAUCAGGAGUUUUCUGGGUUUGGCAGGAUACUACAGGAGGUUCGUCAAGGGGUUUGCUACCAUGGCGCAGCCGAUGACGAAGUUGACCGGGAAGGAUGUCCCGUUUGUUUGGUCAGCUGAGUGUGAGGAGAGCUUUAGUCAGCUCAAGGAGAUGUUGACUACUACACCAGUGUUGGCGUUACCCGAGCCAGGGAAGCCUUACAUGGUGUAUACAGAUGCUUCAGGCAUUGGUCUUGGUUGUGUGCUGAUGCAGGAGGGCAGAGUGAUAGCAUAUGCUUCGAGACAGUGGCAGGGCAGUGAGCGUAACCGUCCUACACAUGACUUAGAGUUGGGAGCAGUGAUCUUCGCGUUGAAGAUUUGGAGGUCUUACUUGCUGGGUGAGACAGUACAGGUCUUCACGGAUCACAAGAGUUUGCAGCAUAUCUUCACUCAGCCGAUGAUGAACGCGAGACAGACGCGCUGGGUUGAGUUCUUGGCGGACUAUCAGGUGAGCAUUAACUACCAUCCGGGCAAGGCUAACCUAGUGGCGGACGCGUUGAGUAGACGGAGGUAUGAUUCCGCAGUUGAGCGAGAUGUGGAGUCUCUAGUUGGCGAGAUCAGUACCUUGCGUUUGUGUGCCAUUUCGCAGGAGCCUUUGGGUUUAGAGGCAGUGGAUCAGGCGGAUCUACUUAGCAGGAUCAGAGUUGCUCAGCAGAGUGAUCAGAGUUUGCUGGAUGCGACGAGAGUGACUGGUUCUGAGUAUGAGGUCUCUGCGAAUGGGACUAUCUUGGUUCGUGGGCGAGUUUGUGUGCCUAAGGAUGUGGAGUUGAGACAUCAGAUUUUGGGAGAGGCUCACGCGAGCAAGUUUUCCAUUCAUCCGGGAGCGACCAAGAUGUACCAUGACCUCAAGAGGUACUAUCAUUGGGUCGGGAUGAAGAGGGAUGUAGCAGACUGGGUUGCGAAGUGCAACACUUGUGCCUUGGUGAAGGCAGAGCAUCAGGUUCCGGGUGGUCUUUUGCAGAGUUUACCCAUUCCAGAGUGGAAGUGGGACAGGAUUACGAUGGAUUUCGUGGUUGGACUACCUGUUUCGAGGACUUUCGAUGCUAUUGGGAAGUUUGUGCGAGAGAUUGUGAGGCUGCAUGGAGUGCCAGCUAGUAUUGUGUCAGACCGUGAUCCCAGAUUCACUUCAGAGCAGGCAGAGAUGGGCACUAAGGUGCAUUUGAGUACAGCUUAUCAUCCGCAGACAGAUGGUCAGUCAGAGAGGACUAUUCAGACUUGGAGGAUUUGCUGA
This is a messenger RNA of Microthlaspi erraticum, 2778 nucleotides long. Lineage: Eukaryota; Viridiplantae; Streptophyta; Magnoliopsida; Brassicales; Brassicaceae. The record is from the annotation of a GenBank genome assembly.